AACCUGCAACUACAAAAAUAAAUACACACAAAAUUCAUAGCAGUUCAAACUCGAGCCAUGCUUCGACACAAUAUCGUACGCAAAGUUGUGCCUUGUGCCAUCAUUUUGCUGCUGAUCUUUAUAUUUCUUAAUCCCAUUGGCCAGCUAACAUGGACACUGGAGGUGGAGCCCAGUACUCGUUUGCAUGUGCCACAAACUAACAAAUCGCAGACCAUAAAUGUUCAAAGAACAACCCUCUCGGAUCUGCCAACAUCGACCAGCGAAAGGACACCACAAAGCGCUGCUGAAAAGUUCUUUGUCUUUAGUCCCAAGUGCAAGAUACCCUAUGUCGAUGCACUGUCGAAAGAGUUCCUGGACAUGACGCUGCCAAUGCCCUUUAAGGCGUGCACAGCGGACCCGGAUCUGUUCAGCGUUAGCUACAACCGCGAAACGAAGUAUUACACACUGCACCUGCACCAUCAACUGAUGAGGACUCACUUCUCCAACUACUCGGACUAUGCUUGCUUCUAUUACGAGACAAUGGCGGGCACAAACGAUUCGUUUGCCAUAGCCCGUCGUGCUCAAUUUUUCGAAGCCGAUUUCAUUGUGCCGCGGCACUUUUUGGGAUUGGUUGCGAGCUGCAAUGAUAUCCGGAAUGUUUCGCGUGUGGUGCAGGCCGAUGCCUUCUCCUUUGUCCAGUAUCCGGGGAAUCGCAACGAGACGAGCGACGCCUGGCGCGCUGAACACUAUCCCAGUGUCUUUCUGUUUGGCAUCGACAGCAUGUCCCGCAUGAACUUCCACCGUACGAUGCCGCUCACCUCGCAAUUCGUGCGCCACAGUGGCUGGUAUGAGAUGGAGGGCUACAACAAGGUGGGGGACAACACGCUGCCCAAUCUGCUGGCCCUGCUGACGGGUCGCAGCCCCAAGUGGUGGUCAAAGAGCUGCAACCUGAAGACUACGGGCUGCUUCAACUACAUUACGUAUCUGUGGGAUCACUUUCACAAUGCCGGAUACCUGACGGCAUACGCAGAGGAUCUGCCCUCCAUAUCGACAUUCAACUAUUUGAAGGCGGGCUUUGUACGGCAGCCGGUCGACUUCUAUCUUCGUCCCUUCCUGAUGAUCCUCGAGCAUGUGCUCGAAGCGGUGGAGUAUCUGGGCAGCAAUUACUACCUGGGCCGGAGGCACAGCUACAGCUACAUCUUCGACUAUGCCAGGCAGCUGAUCCAGCGCUUUGUCCAUGAGUCCCCCAAGCCGCUGUUUGGCCUCUUCUGGACGAGCAGCUUAACCCACGACGAUCACAGCGGCGGCGCCAAUCUGGAUGCGAGUUUCGUCAACUACCUGGAGCAGUACAAGGACUACGGGCUGUUCAACAAGUCCAUUGUCAUAUUGUUCAGCGACCACGGGGCCAGGUAUGGCCACUUGGCGGAGCAUGCCUCUGGCUUUCUCGAGGAGCGUCUGCCCAUGCUGCACAUCUAUCUGCCGCCCGGUUACCGUAGCCGCUAUCCGAAGGUGGCGCGCGCCCUCAAGCUAAACCGGAAUCGUCUUACCUCCAACUUUGAUCUCCAUCUGGGCAUCAGAUCCAUUGUGGAGCAGAUCCGUCCGGGCAUUGACUUUAUGAAGUCCUAUUCCUGCAUCGGUUGCCGCUCUCUCUUUCGCGUGGUGCCCCGCAACAGAGGCUGCAAGGACGCCAACAUUCCCGUGCACUGGUGCGCCUGCGAGACCUAUGUGCCGGUGGCCACCACUGGCCUGGCCGUCAGACUGGGCCGCAUGGUCGUCUAUCGGAUGAACAAGUAUUUGGCCAAGCUGAAUCUGAAUACCGACUGCCAGCAGCUGUACCUUGGCGAACUGCUCAAAGCCAAGCGCCAGCUGCACUUUGAUGACUUUGGCGUCGAAAUCGAUCCCCCCCACGGAAUGGAGGUCUAUCAGCUGGAGUUCACCACCACACCGAAUGGUGGCAAAUUUCGAACUCUGGUAAGCAGCAGAAAGCAACGCGGAGAGCGUAGUCAUUGAACUGGAUGAGAUAAG
Molecule: messenger RNA, 2004 nt
Organism: Drosophila obscura
Lineage: Eukaryota; Metazoa; Arthropoda; Insecta; Diptera; Drosophilidae
Exons: 2
Coding region: 58-1989 (643 amino acids)
Source: RefSeq, a predicted model, not a curated record